Cadophora gregata is the source of this 963-nucleotide messenger RNA. RefSeq lists its product as uncharacterized. The coding region runs from base 1 to 963 and encodes 320 amino acids. NCBI's taxonomy places the organism in Eukaryota, Fungi, Ascomycota, Leotiomycetes, Helotiales, Ploettnerulaceae. The record is from RefSeq and is a predicted model, not a curated record. The transcript has 2 exons.
AUGUCAGCUUCUCGCCCGGCCCCCAUCAUCUUCAAUGCACGGGGUACCCGGCCUGAUGUCCGCCUCCGCGUUUUUGAUACUGAAUUCCAUGUCAGUUCAACUAUUCUACGAUUAUACUCCGCUCAUUUCCUCAAAGCUUUCGGCUGGCCAGGCCCGGAAACCCAGAGUUCUGGUAACUCCGGAGCUUUCAAGUACGAAUGGGACACAAUAGUGGAAGAGGAUGGCGAUUGGGUCCUGGUGUCUGCUAGUACCAUUGAUCCCAAAAAAAACCAUCCCGAAGCCCUCAAGGGUGAGAAAGAAGUCCAUAUCAGAGUGUUAAACAGUCUCCUAUGUGCCAUGUAUCGAGAGCCAUUCAUGAUAGCCUCGGUCAACGAGCUACAACAACUGACGAAGAUAGCUGACUACUAUGACGCCUUGGCAGCCCUUUCCCACUCAAUUCUGCAACCCCUUGUUGAGGACCGACUUGAUAUUGAAGGCGAUGCGGUAUUAUUGGUUCACAUUGCCCUCAAGCUUCGACACAAGAUUCUUUUCCGAGAAGCCGUUCUGUUCUUGGCCGGCAAUUGGGACGACACUGCAUUCGAAUCUUACAUUGAAUUGCUCGAACCGAAAGUGCAGAAGGUGGUUAAAGCCGAGAGAGAAGCAAUAGGCCUCAAAGUUGCACAAGCUUUUGAAUUUCUGACGAGUAUUAGAAGUCAGGUUUGGAUCGUCUCCCAGCAGCUAUCGAGACUGGAGCAAGAUAGCGAAGCGACGGUUCCGAAUGUUUUCAGUGAGAUCUAUCACUAUUUUGAGGAAGUUGACGAAGAUGCGUUUGCAGUGAAAGAAAAGCUGGAACAGCUGAUGGCAAAUAAUGUUGCAUUACAUGUGGGGUCCGGAUCUGCCGGAGAAAAAUCACACAGGAAUCAUUUCCUUUGUUCCAGGGUUCCGGACGAGGAUUUGCCUUGGGAUGAUAAGAAGGACUUCUGA